AUGAAACCACCAACUCCAAGCUUACAAAAAUACCCCACACAAUCUUCUAUAAAAAAUAGAAAUGAUGAUAAUGAGGACGGGAAAGAAGAGAAUGGGGUGUGGUUUUGGGUCAAUAAAAGUGGUUUUCCCAUUGAUGAGUCUACAUGGGAUAGAAUGUGGGAUCAUGUAGCUAAAAAUCACCCGGGUGGAUAUAACAUGGUGUGUGGUAUCAGGAGUGCCAAGGACCUUCCGCAGGUGUCAAUUCCACAACCUCCUUAUAAUUUUCCUGUCAAUAUUUCUGUUGCUGAUAAAUUAGAAAAGAUUCAAAACUACAUGAGAGAUUUACAAUAUAAUCAUACUGGAACUCAAUUUUUUGAAAUAAAGAAAAACAGACCAAUUUCAGGGUUGAUGGAAAGUGCUAGAGAAAUGAUAAGAGAAUCUUUACCUAUAAAAUGUUUGGAAGCUGUUAUUCUUGGCAUAUUUUUAACUAAUGGUAUGAUGGGAGUGGAGAGAUUUGCUAUUAGUUUUAAAAGUACAUUCGGUAGUCAUGUACAUCGUCAUGUUGUAUUAGGUAUUUACUAUGGUGGACUAUAUGGUGCUAUUGGUAUGAGUCGUAGAGAAGAGUUAAUGUAUAAACCUUUAAUUUAUAAGAAUUUAUCAGAUUUAGUUUUAGAUUUUGAAAGUAAUUAUAUUAAAUUUUAUCAUAGAUUAAAUAAAAUUAAAGUUGGAUUACCCAUACCACAUGAUCCUCAUAGUUUUGAACCAAUUCCUUGGAAGGUUAUCAAUGUCAAUGUUGCUAAAACAAGAAGAAAAGACAUAGUUAAGGAUUUAGAUCAACAUGCUCGUGAAAUAAGGACUAAAGCUAGAUCAUGGAGUAUGCCAGCAAGUGUCAAUAAAAAGAUGAGUCCACUCAUAGACACAUUAGGUGGAAAUCAUCUCAAAACAAAUCAGCAAGCAACAAAAUCUUCACCAUCUUCGUAA
Messenger RNA from Lottia gigantea (owl limpet), 960 nucleotides. RefSeq lists its product as hypothetical. Gene Ontology annotation, biological process: regulation of angiogenesis. The coding region runs from base 1 to 960 and encodes 319 amino acids. The transcript is spliced from 8 exons. Gene Ontology annotation, cellular component: cytoplasm. The record is from RefSeq and is a predicted model, not a curated record. Lineage: Eukaryota; Metazoa; Mollusca; Gastropoda; Lottiidae.